This is a messenger RNA of Cucurbitaria berberidis CBS 394.84, 1426 nucleotides long. Its product is annotated as cyclin. Gene Ontology annotation, molecular function: cyclin-dependent protein serine/threonine kinase regulator activity; protein kinase binding. Lineage: Eukaryota; Fungi; Ascomycota; Dothideomycetes; Pleosporales; Cucurbitariaceae. The transcript has a single exon. Gene Ontology annotation, cellular component: cyclin-dependent protein kinase holoenzyme complex; nucleus. Bases 343 to 1416 code for a protein of 357 amino acids. Gene Ontology annotation, biological process: regulation of cyclin-dependent protein serine/threonine kinase activity. The record is from RefSeq and is a predicted model, not a curated record.
AACAAAAGUUCCUUGCAGCCUUCGUUACUUGCUUCUGCACUUGCAUUGCGCCUUCCAGUAGUUCCGCCGGCCGGGAUUUCAUCCACUUCAUAAUUUCUUGCCGCCUUCGUUUUCAACCUUGUCGUCUUCUCACCAAGCCCAAGCCACCACCUCGGACUCUGCUUACCCCACGUUAAACAGACCGGACUCGUUGCUUUACGCCUUGCAGGGCAUACUCCCAUACGAAGUCACCGUUGGACAAUCAUUCUUCCUCAGUCAGGACUCGACUUCUACUCAAGGUCACCGUUCUCUUUAAGAAGUUUCAACCACCCAUCCACAAGAGCAUCCCUCAACCCAACCACCAUGCCUUACUCAGCAAACCUCGUCGCCGAGAGCAAAAUGGCGCUGGAUUCAUUUGUCCAGCAACCCGUAUCUCAGGAUAUGAUUUCCUAUCUCUCCCAAAAGGCCACACAAGUCAUCCGCUGCGAGCCAUCGUCACACCUCAACAAGAACCUGCCGCCAACACCACCUGCCUCGCCACCCCAACACGCUGCACGUGAGGCGUCUGAGCCGCCGAUGCCAUCUAUCGAGGAGUUCAUCACGUCCCUGGUGGAGAGGUCACAUGUCCAGGUCCCCACCCUCAUGUCUUCUCUUGUCUACCUCAGCCGGUUACGGUCGCGCCUUCCCCCUGUCGCCAAGGGCAUGCGCUGCACUGUUCACAGGAUCUUCCUUGCCUCUCUCAUUCUUGCGGCCAAGAACCUCAACGACUCUUCGCCCAAGAACAAGCACUGGGCUAGGUACAGUGCUGUCCGCGGCUACGAGAACUUUGGUUUCUCCAUCACCGAAGUCAACCUCAUGGAGAAGCAGUUGCUCUUCCUCCUGGACUGGGACCUUCGUAUCAACCCCGAGGAUCUUUACUACCACUUCGAGCCCUUCCUAGCGCCCAUUCGUGUCCAGCAGUCCCGCCAGGCUGAGAAGGCCAGGCUUGCCAAGAAGGAGAAGGAGUUUGCCUACCAGCUCACCGCCGAGAACCUCUCCCGGUCUCGUAUCGAGGUCCAGCCUUAUGCAUCCACUGCCUCGUUCUCAUCGUACGCCGCUCGCCCACAAAGGCACCGUGCACACCACGCUGCAUCAUCGCGCGCUCCGUCGCGUACACCAUCGCUAUCACCACCUACCCGAAGCUCCUCUGUCUCCACUUCCUCCGACUCGCCCAACAGCUUCACUGAUGAGCCCUCGGAGGCUAUUCUCCAGCGCUACGACGCCGACCAGGGUGCCAACAUUGUAUAUAUCAACGGCCCAGUCUCGCAGACGAAGCUACAGCACUCGCUCCCACUCUACGACACCCAACCUUCCAAGAAGGCAAAGACGUCUGGUGGUUUCUUCAAUAGGAUGUUUGGCCAAACCGGCACAUAUGCUGGACGCCAGCAAACCUAUUAAUGCACUCGCU